Molecule: messenger RNA, 435 nt
Organism: Symbiodinium sp. CCMP2592
Lineage: Eukaryota; Dinophyceae; Suessiales; Symbiodiniaceae
Source: the annotation of a GenBank genome assembly
AUGGCCGAUCUGCCGGAGGAUUCGGAGAAGAAGCAGCUCGAACGCUUGGCCGAGCGAUUGGAGCGCCUUGCUGCCGAGGAGCAUUCCUUCCGCAUGCGGCGGGCAGCAGCACGUGGACUGUCACCCGAAAAGGCGCUCCGGAGCGCCUCGGCGAGCCCUGCGAAGCUCGCCACGCGCAUGGAUAAGCUCGAGAAAGAUGCCCAGCGUGCACGUCGGCGCAAUGACGACGUGGGGGACUUCUGCUGCGAGUGGAUGGUCUGGGUGAAAAGCUGCGGUUGGCGGCAAGGAUCCGAGCGCGUGGCAGCCAGCCGUCGCCAGUUCUUCGAGGCGGUCGAGGACUUGUUGCCGAGCUGGGGAGAGGUGGCCGAGAGGAAAGCGGUGCAGGAGGUUUCCAAAGCCAAGGAGCAGCUCCAGGCAGAGAGGAGGAAUCAGUAA